ACUGCUCCGGGUUUCUCCUCUGACGAGGAAUUCCUGUAUUUUGAGAAGUUCAACUGUAUACGCCACCUGUUUUCUCCGAUCGAAAAUUCAUCUCCGAUUUCCCCCACCGCCGCCGUUAAUCGCGAUGAACUGCGAAGUCUGCCAACUCAAAGAACUCGAUAUUGAGCACUUCGAGAUUCGUGAAGUUCUCCGAUGCAUUCUACACACUGUUUUGUUCCACAGAGCUUUAGGGCUAGUACGCCCGAAAGAUAUCGAUUUGGAGCUCUUUGAGAUCACAUAUGUGCAAUGUGGUGAUGUGGAGCUCGAGAGGAAAAUAGACGAGAAGAUUGACCAAUUCAUAGAUAGGGUAGAGAAGCAUCCUAACAAGAAAAAUCAGAUAUGUUUAUCCUUCUACGAGGUGAAAAACAAGCAGGCUACAUGGUUCACUAAUAAAGUCGAACGCCUCUACUGGGAACAAUGGUACAUAAAUUUGAAUGUUGCUCAACACCCAAAAGGAAUUUCUGGGAAAUCGUAUUCUUCCAAAGUAGUAGUUGACCCUGGAGCUGAGUCGAGGAGUGCUCGGCGUGCAGCCCUUGAAACUUCGCUUCGUGAUGUUCUGUUUCAGAUAAUUAGAUUUGUAAAUGAGAAGAAGGAUCACAUCCCUCCAAUCCCAAACCUUGAAGGUGUCUCGUUUCCUUACGAAAUUACUAUCUCAAGUUCAUCGGAUUCUGCGUUCGGGAUGGACAUGUUAAAGAGGAUGCUGCAAACCGGUCAUCCUACUAUGCUUAGCUGAAUCGCCGAGUCAACACGCUCUGUUGGCCACGACUUCAAUUAGUUUUCGAUCGCCUUCUGUGAAUAUUUUGAUUGGCUAUAAAUUUAUGUAAAUUAAGAGCUGUACAUUACAGCAAAGACUGAAUUUCGAUACUUCUACGGUCUUCUUUUUUUUUUUUUUUAAAUUAUUAUGUAAAUAUCUGCUUGCUUGA
Messenger RNA from Erythranthe guttata (spotted monkey flower), 962 nucleotides. RefSeq names its product meiotically up-regulated protein. Gene Ontology annotation, cellular component: phagophore assembly site; Atg1/ULK1 kinase complex. Gene Ontology annotation, molecular function: protein kinase binding. Gene Ontology annotation, biological process: autophagy; autophagosome assembly. Lineage: Eukaryota; Viridiplantae; Streptophyta; Magnoliopsida; Lamiales; Phrymaceae. The record is from RefSeq and is a predicted model, not a curated record.